AUGUCGUUCUUGAUUUACCUUGGCGAUGCAGAGUUGCCUAGAUUGGAGUGGAGGGGUUCAUCUAUCAGUAUAUCUAGCUGGGUUAUCUCUUUCUUGAAGGCUCGACAUAUGGUCGAGAGGGGUUUUUUGGCUUAUCUGGAUUAUGUUAGGGAUACAGCUACAGAGACUCCCACGAUUGAUUCAAUGCUCGUGGUGCGGGAGUUCUCUGAUGUGUUUCCUUCUAAUCUACCAAGCAUGCCACUAGAUCGCAAUAUCAAUUUCAGUAUUGAUUUGGCUCCAGCUUCAUUUUUCAAUUCGGGAGAUUUAAGUGCAGAUGCUACUAGUAGUAGCAGUGCCAAAGGGUUGGGAACCACCGCCAGAGGGCGGAGGUUGUUGAAGGUCAGGGAGGAGAAGAUGAAACGUGAAUAUGAACGUCUCCACAACUACCCUGCUUGGGCCAAAGUGUUAGAAGAUGCUUGUAAGCAUGACACAGAGCUUCGUGCUGUGCUUGGUGAUAGUAUUGGCAAUCCAGAGCUUAUGAGGAAAAGGCUUUCAAUUCCUUUUCUCCAUUUUGAUAGGUCGAAGACAGUUCGAACCAAGGGCCAAAAUUUUUACAAGUCUAAAACAGGAUCUGUGCUUGCAUUCAAAGUCAGCUUUAGAGAUUUUAAUCCUCUUGAUUCGUACAUAUGGUUCGAAUUAUAUGGCUCACCAUCUGAUCGAGACGUUAACCUUCUCGGUAGUGUUAUCCAGGCAUGGUAUGUCAUCGGCCGAUUAGGCGCAUUUAACUCAUCUAAUUUGCAGCUGGGGGGUUCAUCGUUGGAGUUUGAUCCUCUUUAUGAUGCAGACAAAGGCUCCAAGGUGAUGCCUUCAUCGUUCCAUGACAUAAGUAAUGUUGAAUUCCAGGACAAUUGGUGCAGAGUUUGGGUGGAUCUUGGUACAACUGAUUUCUUCUCAAUUGACGUACUUCUCAAUUACUUGACUGUAUUGAGCUCAGAAUAUUUGGGCAUUCAACAAGUGGUUUUUGGUGGUCGUCGGAUGGGUGAUUGGGAAGAGGGAAUGAUCAAUUCUGGUGACGGAUACAAAUAUUUUGAAAUUUGACGGAGGAAAUGCAACAAAAUCGAGAAUCAGCUGGGAGGAAAUGGAUAGGGAUUUAUCAAGAAAAUGAAAUAUUUAGCUUUUCAAUUUGAAGAGAGAUGAAGUUUUGUAGUAUUAUCCUUAUGAUACGAUAGUAUUUGGGAUAGGACUCCGUUACUGUAUUAAUGAUAGUAGUGAAGUUAAAUGAUUAGAACAAGUGAUUAAUGUGUAGAGCUAAUGAUAGUAUAUCUAUAAUAGCUUU
Nicotiana tabacum (common tobacco) is the source of this 1315-nucleotide messenger RNA. NCBI's taxonomy places the organism in Eukaryota, Viridiplantae, Streptophyta, Magnoliopsida, Solanales, Solanaceae. The record is from RefSeq and is a predicted model, not a curated record.